GGACACCGCGCGUGCGCACAGGCGAAGCGCGUCCUUGGCGGCGGUUGAAAGAUGGCGACUGUUACUGAGCUGAAGACCGUGUUGAAGGACACCUUGGAAAAGCGAGGGGUGCUAGGAUACUUAAAGGCGAGGAUCCGAGCUGAGGUUUUCCACGCUCUGGAUGAUGACCAAGAACCCCGGCCGCCCUUGUCACAUGAGAACCUCCUCAUUAAUGAACUCAUUCGGGAGUACCUGGAUUUCAACAAGUAUAAGUACACAGAAUCCGUGCUCAUGGCAGAAUCUGGUCAACCUGUAGUUCCAUUGGACAGACAAUUUCUCAUCCGCGAACUAAAUGCCUUUGAAGAAUCAAAGGAUAACACAAUACCUCUUCUGUAUGGAAUUUUAGGUCAUUUCUUGCAUGGCCCUAAGGAUGGCGCCCACCAUGCAUUUGUGAGCGAGCCCUCGCGGCAGCCUCCCAGGCCACCUGUUGGCAGGCAGUCCAGUGGAAGAAGGCAGCCGGAUGACCGCCUGAGAAGGGAGCCGGGGACUGGCACUGACCCCAGUGCAGAGAAGAGAUCAUGAGCAACGCGGGGCACGGCACCUCUCCUCCCCACUGCGCAUGCCCGCGUUUGCCUCCCACAGCCCUCAUGUUUCCCUGCGUUUGUGAAUAAAGUUCACUGGGUGUGACCAAAAACCUCACUGUUCUUAUA
Dipodomys ordii (Ord's kangaroo rat) is the source of this 689-nucleotide messenger RNA. RefSeq names its product FGFR1OP N-terminal like (gene Cep20). NCBI's taxonomy places the organism in Eukaryota, Metazoa, Chordata, Mammalia, Rodentia, Heteromyidae. The record is from RefSeq and is a predicted model, not a curated record. The transcript is spliced from 5 exons. Gene Ontology annotation, cellular component: motile cilium; centrosome; ciliary basal body. Gene Ontology annotation, molecular function: protein binding. The coding region runs from base 52 to 561 and encodes 169 amino acids. Gene Ontology annotation, biological process: microtubule anchoring; cilium assembly.